Molecule: messenger RNA, 3836 nt
Organism: Gigantopelta aegis
Lineage: Eukaryota; Metazoa; Mollusca; Gastropoda; Neomphalida; Peltospiridae
Product: hornerin-like
Exons: 3
Coding region: 1-3786 (1261 amino acids)
Biological process (GO): nucleosome assembly
Cellular component (GO): nucleosome
Molecular function (GO): DNA binding
Source: RefSeq, a predicted model, not a curated record
AUGGGGGUCUUGAAGCCAUUUUCCACCGGCGAUUUUGUAGUUCGUGCGGCACUGGCUACUACUACUACUACUACUACUACUACUACUACUACUACUACUACUACUACUACUACUAAUAAUAAUAAUAAUAAUAAUGAGACUAAAUAUAUUGUUCCAUUCAUUAUUUGGAAACGAAGAUUUCUUAUUCGAAUGUUGGAAACGAAGGUGUCUAACUCCCGGUCUGGGUCGUCCCAGUCCGGAUCCUCUCAAUCGAAGUCCAAGUCUAGAUCGAUGUCUAGAUGCGGAACACCCGUUGAUGAAGGAGCCCCAAAUGACGGUGUUGAAUCUACUAGCAUUGGUAAACAAACACCCCCACCAAUGAAGGAAUCUACGAGCAGUGAUAAACAAACACCCCCACCAAUGAAGGAAUCUACUAGCAGUGAUAAACAAACACCCCCACCAAAGAAGGCUCCAUCGUCCAUGAUCAUGAAAAUUGUGGAUGCCAUUAACACCAUCAAGGACAAAAAGGGAACAUCUGCUAAGGCAAUUCGAAAAUACAUUGCCACUACCAGCAUGACAAAUGUUCCUCCAGCACUGCUGAAAGGGCAGAUAAAGAAAGCUCUUAGGAAAGGCCUGAAGGAGGGAAUUUUGAUUCGACCAAAAGGUACAAAAACCACUGGCGUCACUGGCCGUUACCGUCUUGGUUUUGCAAAGGCUAUUAAAGAAAACGAUAGUCAGUGUGUAAAACGUCCACGUUUUAAAGACAAAAAAGGCGGUAAAGGUGGACGAGGUAGUACACGUGGUGGUAAAGGUGGUAAAAAAGGUGGUAAAGGCGGUGGAAAAGGUGGUAAAGGCGGUGGAAGAGGUGGGAGAGGUGGUCGCCGUCAAAAAGGUCGAUCUGGCAGCCAAAAAAAGAAGGGAAAAGGACGAAGCAGAUCUCGGCCUAGAAAAGGAUCGCAAAGUAGAUCUCCAUCACGACGUAAUCGAACAUUACGUCGUCCUUCUAGAGGUAUAUCAAAACGUGGUCGGUCAAAAGGUAGUCGACCAAAAGCUGGUCGAUCAAAAGGCCGCACCAAGUCUAGACGAGGAGGAUCUCAAGUUAGAUCUAAAUCUAGAAGAAGCCAAUCAAAAGGUGCACCAAAAGGUAGAUCGCGGAGUCAGUUGCGAGGAUCUCAAGGCAGAUCUAAAUCUGCAAGAAGCCGAUCCCAACGUGCAUCAAAAGGUGCACCAAAAGGUAGAUCGCAGAGUAAAUCACUAGGAUCUAAAUCUAGAAGUAGGUCCAGACGACGACAAUCCCAACGUGCAUCAAAAGGUAGAUCGAGUAAAUCACCAUCUAAAUCUAAACGAGGCCGAUCCCCACGUUCAUCAAAAGGUAGAUCGCAGAGUAAAUCUAAAUCUAGAAGAAGUAAGUCCGGACGUGGAGCAUCGAGAAGUGGAUCAAGACAUCAAAAAGGAAAGCGUAGUUCAUCGAAAGGUGCGGCAAGAAGUGGAGCAUCAACAGGUGCAUCGAGAAGUGGAUCGCGACGACGAAAAGGAAAGCGUAGUUCGUCGAAAGGUGCAGCAUCAAAAGGUGCAUCGAGAAGUCGAUCGCAACAUCGAAAAGGAAAGCGUAGUUCGUCGAAAGGUGCAGCAAGAAGUGCAGCAUCAAAAGGUGCAUCGAGAAGUCGAUCGAGAAGUCAAAAGCGUAGUUUGUCUAAAGGUGCAGUGAGCAGUGGAGCAUCAAAAGGGGCAUCUAGAAGUAGACCGAGCCGUCCACAACGAAAGAGUAGUUCAUCGAAAAGUGCAUCGAGAAGUGGAGCAUCGAAAGGUGCAUCGAGAAGUGGAUCGCGACAUCAUAAAGGAAAGCGUAGUUCGUCUAAAGGUGCAGUGAGCAGUGGAGCAUCAAAAGGGGCAUCUAGAAGUAGACCGAGCCGUCCACAACGAAAGAGUAGUUCAUCAAAAAGUGCACCGAGAGGUGGAGCAUCGAAAGAUGCAUCGAGAAGUGGAUCGCGACAUCAAAAAGGAAAGCGUAGUUUGUCUAAAGGUGCAGCAAGCUGUGGAAUAUCAAAAGGGGCAUCUAGAAGUAGACCGAGCAAUCCAAAACGAAAGCGUAGUUCAUCAAAAAGUGCAUCGAGAAGUGGAGCAUCAAAAGGGGCAUCUAGAAGUGGAUCGCGACAUCAUAAAGGAAAGCGUAGUUCGUCUAAAGGUGCGGCGAUCAGUGGAGCAUCAAAAGGGGCAUCUAGAAGUAGACCGAGCCGUCCACAACGAAAGAGUAGUUCAUCGAAAAGUGCAUCGAGAAGUGGAGCAUCGAAAGGUGCAUCGAGAAGUGGAUCGCGACAUCAUAAAGGAAAGCGUAGUUCGUCUAAAGGUGUGGUGAGCAGUGGAGCAUCAAAAGGGGCAUCUAGAAGUAGACCGAGCCGUCCACAACGAAAGAGUAGUUCAUCGAAAAGUGCAUCGAGAAGUGGAGCAUCGAAAGGUGCAUCGAGAAGUGGAUCGCGACAUCAAAAAGGAAAGCGUAGUUUGUCGAAAUGUGCAGCGAGCAGUGGAGCAUCAAAAGGGGCAUCUAAAAGUAGACCGAGCCGUCCAAAACUAAAGCGUAAUUCAUCGAAAAGUGGAGCAUCAAAAAGUGCAUCAAGAAGUGCAUCGCGACAUCAUAAAGGAAAACGUAGUUCGUCUAAAGGUGCGGUGAGCAGUGGAGCAUCAAAAGGGGCAUCUAGAAGUAGACCGAGCCGUCCACAACGAAAGAGUAGUUCAUUGAAAACUGCAUCGAGAAGUGGAGCAUCGAAAGGUGCAUCGAGAAGUGGAUCGCGACGUCGUAAAGGAAAGCGUAGUUCGUCGAAAUGUGUAGCGAGCAGUGGAGCAUCAAAAGGGGCAUCUAAAAGUAGACCGGGCCCUCCAAAACGAAAGCGUAGUUCAUCGAAAAGUGCAUCGAGAAGUGGAGCAUCGAAAGGUGCGUCAAGGAGUGGUGCAUCAAGAAGUGGAUCGCGACAUCAUAGAGGAAAGCGUAGUUCGUCGAAAGGUGCGGCGAUCAGUGGAGCAUCAAAAGGGAUAUCUAGAAGUAGACCGAGCAGUCCAAAACGAAAGCGUAGUUCAUCUAAAUCUGCAUCAAGAAGUGGAGUAUCAAAAGGUGCAUCGAGAAGUGGAUCGCGACAUCAUAAAGGAAAGCAUAGUUCGUCUAAAGGUGCGACGAGCAGUGGAGCUUCAAAAGGGGCAUCUAGAAGUAGACCGAGCAGUCCAAAACGAAAGCGUGGUUCAUCGAAAAGUGCUUCGAAAAGUGGAGCAUCGAAAGGUGCGUCAAAAGGUGGAGCAUCAAAAGGUGCAUCGAGAAGUGGAUCAAGACGUCGAAAAGGAAAGCGUACUUCAUCGAAAGGUGCAGUGAGCAGUGGUGCAUCGAAAAGUGGAUCAUCAAAAGGUGCAUCGAGAGGUGGAUUGAGGCGUCGAAAACCAGGAUCAACAUGCGAUAACGACAAAGCAGUUCAACCAAAGCAUCAACGACCAUCAUCAUCCAAGGGAUCCAAGGCAACCAAAGGCUCCAAGGGAUCCAAGGCAACCAAAGGCUCCAAGGGAUCCAAGGCAACCAAAGGCUCCAAGGGAUCCAAGGCAACCAAAGGCUCCAAGGGAUCUAAAGGCUCUAAGCGAUCCAAAGGCCCCAAGGAAUCAAAGGGAUCCAAAGACCUCAAGGAAUCAAAGGGAUCCAAAGACUCCAAGGGAUCCAAAGGAUCCAAGGAAUCGAAAAAGAAAUGCGGGUGCAAGUGUGAGUGCAUGUGCGAAAGCAAGAAAGGCGACACAGGCAAAAAAGGCGAGAAAGAGGACGGAAAUGCAAAAUAAAAAAUAAAAAAUAAAAAUACCAAAUAUACAACCGGCCCUUUUCAGGGCCA